AUGCUUUCUGCGCGGGAGAGGCGCCUUCAAGAUGAGCUCUUGCGCACAUUUGCGUGUCGUUCAGACUUCGUGCUUCCAGCUUCAAUCCUCAACACCAUCAAGAAUUUCUCACCUGAGCUCACACUUGGAUUCUACGUCUUGUGUGGCAAUAUGAUUUUCAGUCGCAUCACCCUAGCGAGCUUUACUCUCUGGUCUUUUCUUACUGCCAUCGCUUCUGGUCACCCUAUGCCGUCCGUGUCAGAGGCAAAUUUAGCGCAUUACCAUGCCUGCAAGGCCGCUUUGGCGGAUGAUAGUGCUCCAGCCAAACCCAGUGCAGAUCGUACCAAGGAUUGUGAGGCUAUACUGAAGUAUAAACAAGGAGCAGCUUUGAUGGACUUCAAAGUAUAA
Molecule: messenger RNA, 387 nt
Organism: Talaromyces rugulosus
Lineage: Eukaryota; Fungi; Ascomycota; Eurotiomycetes; Eurotiales; Trichocomaceae
Exons: 3
Coding region: 1-387 (128 amino acids)
Source: RefSeq, a predicted model, not a curated record